Drosophila suzukii is the source of this 688-nucleotide messenger RNA. RefSeq lists its product as uncharacterized. NCBI's taxonomy places the organism in Eukaryota, Metazoa, Arthropoda, Insecta, Diptera, Drosophilidae. The record is from RefSeq and is a predicted model, not a curated record.
CCUGCUCUUUACAUAACAAGAAGAAGAAGACGUCUCAUCGACCCCACCACACCGGGAUUUAAAGAUUUAAUUGCAUUUUAACCGAAAAUAAUGGCCAGCUCGCAGUCAAACGACGCCUGCAGCAUAUGCGACAAAGUGGGCCUCAAGCCCUUCACACGGGAGAAUGUGUUCAACUACUACAUACCUAUCCACGGCCUGGUGAGCUACGGAGCCCUGGCGGUGAAUGUUAUGAACCCCCAGAUCGUGCCCAAGAUCCUGCCCAAGAAGGACCUGACGAACGUCUUCCUCAUCUCGGCUGUGGUGGGCAGUGCCUUCUACAUCUACGGCAGGCCCCACCUGAAGGACGUGAAGAACAACAAGCGGGGAGCGUACGCCCUACUGGGAGCCACCCUCUUCUCCAUGGGAUCCGUUCUGGCCUGGGCGUUGAUCAAGUCCGCCCUGCCGCAAGACAACGCUCUGCUGGCGACCCUGGCCGGCUUGGGAACUGGAGCUGCCGUCGUCAAGCUCGGCAUUGACUACAUUCAGGACGUGGACAAGCUGCAGAAGAACUGAAGAUGAUCUAAUCGAUGGAACUGAGGUAUCCCUAACCCAAACUGGGUUCGUACUGUAAUUGCUGUCUUGGCCGUACAUAGCUCGUAAUGCAAUAUUAUCUCCCGCAUAUUUGAAUAAAAUUAUACAACAACCCCGA